Molecule: messenger RNA, 1508 nt
Organism: Salarias fasciatus (jewelled blenny)
Lineage: Eukaryota; Metazoa; Chordata; Actinopteri; Blenniiformes; Blenniidae
Gene: cd36
Product: CD36 molecule (CD36 blood group)
Exons: 12
Coding region: 69-1508 (479 amino acids)
Biological process (GO): lipoprotein transport; receptor-mediated endocytosis; lipid storage
Cellular component (GO): caveola; cell surface; cytoplasm
Molecular function (GO): low-density lipoprotein particle receptor activity; scavenger receptor activity; low-density lipoprotein particle binding
Source: RefSeq, a predicted model, not a curated record
GAGACAGAAGGAGAACCGGCAGCAGAGGCGGACGGACGGCUGAGAGAGGAGGGGGAACGCACACCGCCAUGGGCUGCUGUAACUGGAGGUGCGGGCUGAUCACCGGAGCCGUGUUCGGGGCGCUGGUGGCCAUCCUGGGUGGCGUCCUCAUCCCAGUGGGGGACAUCCUCAUCGAGAGCGUUGUGGAGACGGAAGCCGUGAUUGAGCCGGGGACGACAGCCUACGAUAACUGGGCGGCGGCGGGGGUAGUGGUGUACCGGCAGUUCUGGUUCUUCGACGUACAGAACCCCAUCGAGGUCCUGAAUUAUGGCACCUCGCCGGUGGUGAUCGAACGAGGACCGUACACAUACAAGACCCGCUAUCUCCCCAAAGACAACAUCAUGUUUAACCCCAACAUGACGGUGUCCUUCGUGCUGCCGCUGGGCGCCAUCUUCGAGCCGUCCAUGUCGGCGGGAUCAGAGGAAGACAAGAUCACCUCCCUCAACCUGGCGGUGGCUGGAGCGUACUCGCUGGCGCCUGAACAGUUCCACGGCCUCCUGGAGACUCUGAUAAGAAUGAGCAACUCGUCCCUGUUCCAGCGCCGCACGGUCAAGGAACUGCUGUGGGGCUACCAUGAUCCGCUGCUGAAAAGCACUCUGGGACUUUUUGCACCUUACAACGGCACCUUUGACGGACCCUACAACGUCUUCACUGGGAAAGACGACAUCUCCAAAGUGGGAAUAAUUGACAGGUGGAAGGGAGAGAGGAAGUUGAGUUUCUGGAACGACCCAUACUGUGACAUGAUCAACGGCACAGACGCUUCUGCCUUCGCUCCCGGUUUGGACAAGAAGAAGCCGCUUUAUUUCUUCUCCUCAGACAUCUGCAGGUCGGUGUCUGCUAGCUACGAGCGCAGCUACAGCCUGAAGGACAUCGAAGUGUACCGCUACGGCCUCCUGCCUUCGACGCUGGCGUCUCCCAUAGACAACCCGGACAACCGCUGCUUCUGCAGAAACUUCAAAACCACGAAGAACUGCACCAUGGCCGGAGUGCUGGACCUCAGCUCCUGUCAAGAGGGAAGACCCAUCUACAUGUCGCUGCCCCACUUCCUGCACGGCUCUCCGUCGCUGCUGACGGACGUCCUCGGCCUCAGCCCCAACGAGGAGCACCACAGCACCUACUUGGACGUCGAGCCCAACACCGGGUUCACCCUGAAGUUCGCCAAGAGGAUCCAAGUGAACAUGAUGUACGGACCGUCGGACAAAAUCACGGUGCUGAAGAAAGUCAAAGACUACACCAUAUUCCCCCUUGUUUGGAUGAACGAGACGGCCGAGCUCGACGACCAGACGGCCGACUUGUUCAAGGAGGAGCUGGUGUCCCGCAUGGAGAUGCUAGAUAUCAUCCAGUGGGUGCUGCUGGGAACCGGCACCGGCAUCUUCGUCCUGUGCCUCGUCUCGUACGUCGUGGUGAGGUGCUGCCAGACCAAGACCAAGACCAAGACCAAGACCAAGACCAAGAACAUGCUGGCGUGA